AGUACUCACAGUGUGACCUUCAGCUGCGCCUUGAUAUGAAUGCGGAGGAGUCUUCUUAGACCGUGGAGGUGACUCACUUAGUUGACCACUUUUAUCGUGGUUGAAACGCGAUCAACACGAGGUAAUAAGAUCAGCAAAUUGCGGCGUAGUUUAUAGGAGGUAGUGUAAGCACAAGACCAUGGCCAAAUCACUGCGCAGCAAGUGGAGAAGAAAGUGUCGAGCUGUCAAGCGAGUACGCUAUGGAGAAAAAGAGCUCGCCAGAUUGAAGAAGACCCUCGGCAUCGAUGAGAAUGCCCAUGCGGAUGCUGAGAUGACCGAAAUUCAGGAGAUUGCCACUGUGACAGACGCAAAGGAAAUAAAAGAAAAGGCGGCUGCAAAGGGAAAAGAGAAAACCGAAACUGCUCAAGACACAAUGGAAGUGGAAGGUGCCCGAGUGUUUAAUAAAAGGACAAUGCGCGAUCAGCAUGGAAAUUAUCCGGUAUGGAUGAGCAGGCGUAAAAUUACCAAGCACAAGCAUGCUAGAACUAAGGGAAAGAAUGCACCGACGAAACAAACUAAGAAGAAAGCUAAGAAACCACGAAACAAGGGAAAGAAGUAAUUGAUUAUUAUAUUUAAGCAGUGUACUAUUAUUGUUACUGAAUUUUUUGGGGACAAUCGAACCUAUUCAGAAAAUAAAUCAACUCGGAACUGUACAAAAGUAAAAGAAGAGCUGAAAAACAUUAUUUUCUGGCAUUACAGAUAGUAUACCAGGUUCUGUCUCAAUAUUAUUCAUGCCUAUCCUUUAAAGGGUUUGUAAAGCUACAUGAUGCAAUAAUUUGCAGUUUGCAUCAUAGUAAUACGCAUCGAAAAAAUCGGUAAAUCUAGGAACAAUCAGGAAAUUUUAUCUGUGUAAGAAAUUGGUUAAUUUUUGCAGCUCAGUGUAAAACGAGGUGUUACUUUCAAGUGAAUUUGAGGGAAAAUAUGUGAUUACUUAGUAUCAAUAUAUCCUUUCACGAAAAAGAAACAGAUGUAACUUAACUAUUGGGGGGAUAUCGAUGACACUAUUAUUUUUUAAAAUUGCUAAUAUUGAGCGAUGUAAUAUUUGAAAGCUUCCUUAAGAAAUUCGAUGCUCAGGAAAAAAUACAUACCUGAAAAGAAUCUUAGACUUCAAAAAACGUACCAGCCCUGUUACAGUACUGAAAAUGGUAUACAAUUCAGGUUUCAGCUAUCAAUUACUUGAGAAUACUGAACUAAAAAUAUUAUUUAGAUAUUCGUUGUAUUGUUUUCUUAUUACAAAGAUUAUUGUACGAUAUCAAAAAGUAAUAAACAGUACAUUUUUUA
This is a messenger RNA of Neodiprion fabricii, 1320 nucleotides long. Its product is annotated as protein LLP homolog. The coding region runs from base 179 to 598 and encodes 139 amino acids. The record is from RefSeq and is a predicted model, not a curated record. Lineage: Eukaryota; Metazoa; Arthropoda; Insecta; Hymenoptera; Diprionidae. Gene Ontology annotation, cellular component: nucleolus. Gene Ontology annotation, biological process: dendrite extension. Gene Ontology annotation, molecular function: RNA binding. The transcript is spliced from 3 exons.